Molecule: messenger RNA, 524 nt
Organism: Rhagoletis zephyria (snowberry fruit fly)
Lineage: Eukaryota; Metazoa; Arthropoda; Insecta; Diptera; Tephritidae
Gene: Listericin
Product: listericin
Source: RefSeq, a predicted model, not a curated record
AGCAAUUUGCUGUAGAUAAUCAGAAGUCGAGUAUUUUUGUAACAGCAAACAACAAUCAUAUUUUUGUGCAAGAAAACAGGCCGAUUUGAAAAUGAAAUCCACCGUCAAUUUUUGCUUGGCACUUUGCCUGCUCGUUGUGAUGUGCCAUGGGGUGCCCGUGCAACGUGAAACGCUACUGAGUAUUGAACAACCAGCGGCCGUCGUUUUCGAAUAUCAACCGCAGCAGCUAAGACGUGUAGCACGCCAUGCAUAUCCCGAUUUUGGAUUUGGAGGAUAUCCCGGUGGAGGAUAUGGAGGAUAUCCCGGUGGAGGAUAUCCCGGUGGAGGAUAUGGAGGAUAUCCCGGUGGAGGAAUUGCAUCUGCAAGCAGUCAAUCAUCUGCAAGCGCAAGUGCCGGCAGUAACGGUGGUUAUUAUCCCAGUGGUUACGGCUAUAUUGGUUGAGAGGAAUAUACAAAAUCUUUGCGACAAAACCUUGGAUAGUGCUAAUUAAAUAUUGUAAUUUAUUUUAGUAGAAAAUGGAAAC